This is a messenger RNA of Cydia splendana, 3056 nucleotides long. It is a transcript of the gene Pex1, whose product is annotated as peroxisomal ATPase PEX1-like. The transcript has 14 exons. Bases 53 to 2986 code for a protein of 977 amino acids. Gene Ontology annotation, cellular component: cytosol; peroxisome; peroxisomal membrane. The record is from RefSeq and is a predicted model, not a curated record. Gene Ontology annotation, molecular function: ATP hydrolysis activity; ATP binding. Gene Ontology annotation, biological process: protein import into peroxisome matrix. NCBI's taxonomy places the organism in Eukaryota, Metazoa, Arthropoda, Insecta, Lepidoptera, Tortricidae.
CCUAGUAUUCUUCGCUAUAGAAGUAUUCAAACAAAGUUUAGAGUUUUAUAUAAUGCUCGGAGGAGUGAGAUUGCAAGUUACUUACACGCACGAAAAGACUUGUUUUGCUUAUUUAAGUUCUAAAUACAGUACCAAUAAUGAACAGGCUCAAAGCAUCCAAGUGAUCUUCAAAGACCGCCAGCUCCUCCUAUGGGUAGUUUACAGCAACAGCGUGUCAGAGGGGCACCUAGCUUGCAACCCGAUCCAUGGUCGUCUGCUUGGCUUGGAUGAGGGGACGGAGGUGUUUGUGUCCCCAUAUGGGGAUGUCAAGGUGCUGGACCAGCUGUAUAUAGAUACCGAUAGUCCUGAUGAUCAGGAGAUAUUGGAACACAAUGCAGAGCUACUCCAGCUCCGAAUCCUCGAUCAGCUCCGUCUGGUGGUGUCAGGCCAGAAGUGCGUUGUCUGGAUCUCCGUCUCUCUGCCCAUCAUCUUCACUCCUAAACAGACCGGUUUGCUGGUCAACCAGUCAAGGAUUAUCGUCAAAGUGGACGCGUUUAAUAUGCUUCACCACAAUUCGGCACCCGCGCUAAACACGUCAAAUAUAGCAAAAGAAAAAGAAAACCGCUUCAACAACAUAGGAAUCAUCAACCAAGGAAUGCUUCGACCUUACCUAAAUCCACCAAAGAGGUUAUACCUUCGAGCUCUACCCAUAGACAGUGAUGGGAAAAGAAACUUAAUACAUCCAUACACAGUCUUUAUGCACGAGGACUUAUUAGAAGCUAAAUAUAAAAAUAGUACUAUAAUUCUAGCGACAAUGAGAAAUAUACCUUCCAUAAUUCAAGAUACAGAUGUUGAAGCUGGUCACAGAGAAAUAAAUGAUCUAUGUGUUGAAAUUGUUCCCGUAAACAAUAUUGUCUUUAGAAGUCUAUGCCAUGAAGUAUACAACAGAUAUAUACCGACAGUGCUUAUACCAAAGUCCUUAAAUUCUAUUAUUAAUAUUGAAAAUGGAAUGAGAAUGUAUUUAACUAUAAUAGGAGAUAAUAUAGAACAACCAGAUCAUGUAGAUAUAGUGACUUAUUCUGAACAGUCACAGAAAGAAGAUGAUAUAAUUGAGAAAUUUAAAAAAUGCGUCAUAGACAGCACACAUUCCGGUAAAAAGUUACUUAUCAAUCAUGAUAUGUUAAAGCAAAAUCUUCAAAUUUGCAAUGGAUUUCUACAAUUUAAAUUGAAACCAGAGAGAAUAAAAUAUACAUUGCUGAAUUCAGAGUCUUUCCGGCAAUGUACUGUAUCAGCGAAAUGUCUUAGUGACACGGAUUUCGAGUUUCCUAAAGUUUCUUCGUCAAGCUUUGAGUAUGAUUGUAAGAAUUACUGUAGAGGGUUGAAGUGUACGGAGGAGUUGGUACAGAAGGUUGUGUCGCAUCUGUUCUUUGAGAUACAUAGGGAGGCGACAUUUAAAGAUGUUUCGGAGAUAAAGAGCAAUGUGCUUGUCACUGGCCUCAACGGCACAGGAAAAUCCGCUCUCUGCCACAUAGUCCAAAAAGACCUUACCGUCUGGUCGCACAUACUCCACUGUCGAUCCUUACGAAGCCGAAAAGACAUUCCCGAGGCCUUAGGCCGCGCUAUACUUAUGUGUCAAGAGAGAAGUCCCUCAGUAUUGAUCUGUGAUGAUAUUGAUAGUUUAGUGCCACCGAAUUUGGAAGGAUCUUCGCCGCAAGACAUUGCUUAUUAUCAGAGAUUGGCGGUAGUAAUAAAGCACUUGCUACAAAGUUGCACGGGCGUCGUUGUGCUGCUGACGGCGACCAGCGUCAACGAGUUGCACCCGACGCUGCGCCAGUUCGGGGGCAAGCCGCUGUUCACUGCGCACUUUGCCAUACCAGAGUUACAACAGGAGGAGAGAGUGGAACUCUUCAAACAUCUUAUCAACAAUAAGUUGCGGGAGCAAUUUUCAGUGGAAGAAGAUGAUUUCACAAGAUUGGGUGCCGCCACCGCCGGGUUUAGUAUACGGGAAAUCACUGACCACCUGAAUAAGAAGAUAUUCCAAGCUGUUAAGAAAAAAAAAUCUCAUCCAUCCGAACCCAUGCCCCGGUUAAUGGAAAGCGCCAUUGCGUCAGAGGAGAAAAACAACGCGUUUGACAUCUGGGACUCUGUAGGGGGAAUGGAGGGAGUUAAGCAGGAGCUCACUGAAUGCAUCUUCUGGCCUCUUAUGUACCCGGCCCUGUUUCCGUCCCAGUCAUGUGGAAUCCUCCUAUACGGAGCGCCGGGCACCGGCAAGUCGCACAUCGGCUCCAGUUUGGCGAGGCUUCACAACAUGAGCCUCGUCGUCGUGAAGGGGCCCGAGCUGCUCUCCAAAUACAUCGGCCAGAGCGAGAAGGCGGUCCGCGACGUGUUCGAUAAAGCGGACAUGAAGCGGCCGUGCAUAUUGUUCUUCGAUGAGUUCGACAGUCUAGCGCCUAAACGCGGCCACGACUCCACAGGCGUCACGGACCGCGUGGUGAACCAGCUGCUGGCGCGGCUCGACGGCGCCGAGGGCGGCGCGCGAGGCCCCGUCCUCGCCGCGACCAGCCGCCCCGACCUCAUCGACCCUGCCUUACUGCGGCCCGGGAGAUUACAGCGGCACAUAUAUUGCGCUCCGCCUGACCAGAAUGACCGUUUUGAAGUGCUUAAAACGCUGAGCAAAAACGUAGUCAUCGAGGAAGACGUGGAUCUACAACAGUUGGCGGAGGCCACCGAGGGCUACUCACCGGCGGACCUCAAAAGUCUACUGGUCACAGCGCAACUUGGCAGUCUAGAGAAACAGCUGUUGAGUGGAGUAGAGAAAGACUUGCAGUCAGUGGUGGUGAGGAAGACGGACAUACAGAGCGCGCUAUUGGAGACCAAGCCUUCGCUUUCCAACGAGCAGAGGGUCUUCUACGACAUGAUAUAUAAAAGGUUCAGAGGUGAGAAGCUAACCGCAGACCAGAAACUGAUGUCGCGGCAACUGGAGAAGCAGAGAGUCACCUUAGCCUAGUUAAAGAUUAUUAAUUAGAUUGAUAAUUUAAUUAAUUCAUGAUUAAAAUCGUACCGAGUUUAUCAGCCGA